This is a messenger RNA of Chrysemys picta bellii (western painted turtle), 731 nucleotides long. The record is from RefSeq and is a predicted model, not a curated record. NCBI's taxonomy places the organism in Eukaryota, Metazoa, Chordata, Testudines, Emydidae.
AUGUCCAAAGGGGAAGUUUUUGCACCCCCUCCACUCACUCACUGGCGUGGAGAGGUGAAACGCUGUAGGGCUGAACAGCUGUUACCAAGGGCAGUGAGAUGCUCCGCCUUGGUGUUUGCGCUGCUGCCGCCAGCAGGGAUCGGUGCCCUGCAUUGUGCACCUUCUUCCAGGGGCUCUGGGCAGCGCCUCUGGAGACACGUGAGGCCGGUGUGCAAGGAGGCGGCUGCUGGGGUGCUCCCCUGGGCAGCUCCCCCGCUCCCGCCCGGCUGGUUGGAGUUCAGAAAGCGGGAUAUGGAAGCAGAUACUCUCAAAGAUGAAGACCAUAUGGCUGAGUGGACUGCCAAUGAUCCAGCAAGACUGGUGCCAUCUCCUAGCAAAAUCACUGAGAAGGCCAUGUGCUUUUUGCCCCCGGGCCAGAUAAACAGCACAAAUGGCUCAUUCAAUGAGCAGUUUACACCUUUCUGCUACUCAGCUGACAGCAGUAUGAUGGGCAGUAAUGGCAGCUCAUCAGAUAACAGGUUCCAUGGCCAAGCUUUUCAGGAUGCAAAACAACUCAAUUAUUUGGCCAGCUCUGCUCUUUUUCCUCAUUUGUUGGCAUCCAGCAUAACUCAGACUGGAAUUGUCCAGGGCAGUAAAAGUAGUGACUUGGAAACACUCAGUCCUGUUGCUGCUGCUCCUGCUCCUCAGAUAAGUCAAGUUUCAGAGUAGCAGCCGUGUUAGUCUGUAUCCGC